Messenger RNA from Physcomitrium patens, 1594 nucleotides. RefSeq names its product octanoyltransferase LIP2p, chloroplastic. NCBI's taxonomy places the organism in Eukaryota, Viridiplantae, Streptophyta, Bryopsida, Funariales, Funariaceae. Gene Ontology annotation, molecular function: lipoyl(octanoyl) transferase activity. Gene Ontology annotation, biological process: protein lipoylation. The record is from RefSeq and is a predicted model, not a curated record.
AGUGACCAGUUCCUCCGAUGGAAGGUCCCGUUUGUCUCUCUCGGAGUCGUGAAAUUACUUAAUUAAUAAGAUCGAACUGAGUUUAUUUGGUUGAGAAAUGUUACUGCAUUAGGGUUUCGAUUGAACGCUCUUUCGAUUCCUCGGAUUCGACAGUUCGAGUAAAGUGGGUGCUAUUGCAGUUACGUUGUUACGAGCAUUAGCAAUUCAAGGUUGUGGAAGACCCCUCAAAUUUCAACCUCUGAAUUUCGAUUCGGAACCAGUGGAUAUGCUAGUUGCGCGAUGGUUUCGCUUACGGGUUCUGGCCCUCCUGCUGUUGUUGCUACUCGGAUUGUGUAAUUAAUUUUGAUAGUAAGACCCAAUUAGACUUGCGAUUCUCGGGGAAUUAAUUUCCAACGGAGGUGCCAUGGAGGCGACUAGGCUCUCCUCAUUGUGCAACAGAUCACACCUUUGUAUCACUUCGAAACUUGGCGAAUUCAAGCCCACUCUAGCUCCCUCACAAUGUCACUCCAAAGUUGGAGUUAGGGUUUUACGUUCUCAGGAAUCGUGGACGUCGAUUCAAAGGCGCGGAGCCCUACAGCAAUGGCGUGCUUCUGCAGCCCAGGAUUUGCAAAGUAGGUGGUGCUGCGAAUUUCACGACCAGUAUGAUGUGCUGGUGCCGUACGUUGAUGCUUGGAAUUGGCAGAAGCUGCGAGUGGAAGAGAAAAUAGCAAUGCUGGGUCGUCACGAGGAUGCUGGCGACACUCUUAUCAUCUUGCAGCAUCCGCCAGUGUACACGUUAGGCACGCGAAGCACCGAAGCGAAUUUGAAGUUUGAUGCCAAUGAUCCUCCUUUUGAGCUUCACCGGACGGAACGGGGAGGCGAGGUUACAUACCAUGGCCCAGGGCAGCUUGUCAUGUACCCGAUUCUCAACCUACGGCACCACAAAAUGGACUUACAUUGGUACCUUAGAACUCUCGAGGAAGUUGUAAUCGGCGCACUUUACAAAGCUUGUGGAAUUCGAGCGCAUCGCAUCGACGGACUUACUGGGGUCUGGGUGGACAAUCAGAAGGUUGCAGCAAUUGGUGUUCGAGUCUCCCGGUGGAUCACUUACCAUGGACUUGCACUGAAUGUGACGACAGAUCUUGUACCUUUUUCGAAUAUAAUACCUUGUGGAAUAUCUGAUUACUCUGUCACUAGUGUAGCAAAGAUCUUAGAGAACUCUGACGAUCUGUGCGACUUGAGUGGAGGAGACGCACAUAGUGUAUUGAGAUUACUGCGUGAUUGCUUGUUAGCGGAAUUUGAAGAGAAGUUUAGUGUGCAUCUAGUUCGUCCCUCUAAUUUGUCGAAUGCGUCUAUAUGCGUCUGAUGAAGCUGAUUUCGGAAGUGAGUGAUUUUGAGAUUCCUUAAGGUUUCAACUUUGUAAUAUAAUUCCAUGACGAGCGCCUGGACAUUCCGUGUGGCGAUGCCACAGCUCUGCACUCCAAAUUGGAGGCUUGUCUUUCAGCCAAGCAUUUUGCAGGUCUUCUACAAAUUUGUAGACUUAACAUUCUGUUUUCUUUUGUGCACAAUGUAACGAAAUUCAUAACGCUUGUAUUUUAUGAUUACUUUAAACAUU